Messenger RNA from Xenopus tropicalis (tropical clawed frog), 2705 nucleotides. It is a transcript of the gene esf1, whose product is annotated as ESF1 nucleolar pre-rRNA processing protein homolog. The record is from RefSeq and is a predicted model, not a curated record. Gene Ontology annotation, biological process: rRNA processing. Gene Ontology annotation, cellular component: nucleolus; nucleus. NCBI's taxonomy places the organism in Eukaryota, Metazoa, Chordata, Amphibia, Anura, Pipidae. The coding region runs from base 130 to 2559 and encodes 809 amino acids. The transcript is spliced from 14 exons.
CGAGGUUACUUGGGCGCAGGGCAUUGUGGGUAGGAACCACGUGGUGCAAGCUUAGGAAGAGUAGAAGGCAGAAGGCUCCGCGCUGGGAGCAGGUUCAUUUUAGGUUCCGAAUAAACUAGAUGUGUGAAGAUGGCAUCCAAAACAAAUCUUGCGUCAGACCAGCGUUUCAGCCAGGUUACCAAAGAUCCCAGAUUUUGGGAAAUGCCAGAGAGAGACAAGAAAAUCAAAAUUGACAAGCGUUUCCGAGCUAUGUUUCACGACAAGAAGUUUAAUCUGCAAUACACCGUGGAUAAAAGGGGCCGGCCUAUUAACCAUAACACAACUGAGGAUCUGAAACGAUUCUAUGACCUGUCAGAUUCAGAUGACGAGGAAUCUGAGGACAGGGGACCUUCAAGCUCCAAAACUGUGAAACAAAAAGGGAAAAAGAAAACAAAUAAAGAUUUGGAAAGUGAGCCUCCGAAAACAAAAGCAAAAGAGCUUAUGGCUAAAAAUGGAAAAUUAAAGGCAACACAAGAAAGCAAUAGAGAUGAGGGUGAGCAGAAGCUUAAAGGCAAGGAAAAGGCUGGACUUACCCAAAGCAAGCAAAAGAACACACACAUUCCCCUCAAGGAUACUAAAUACUCAUCGACACAGAGUAACAAAAUUGUGCCACAGCGUGAGUCUGACACAGAGGAAUCAGGACUUGAGGACGAGAGUGAAGAAUCAGAGAGCCAGUCUGACAGUGAAGAUUUUGAAGGGCAGGUUCUAGGGAGCGAUGCAGAGAGUGAGGAGGCUGAAUCCGAUGAUGAAAGUGAAGAAGAAUCUGGAGAAGAUGAAGAAGGUUCUCAAGAAGAGGAUGAUGAAGAAGAUGAGAGUGAUAGUGGUCCUGAUCUGGCCAGAGGUAAAGGAAACAUCGAAUCUAGCUCUGAAGAUGAAGAUGAUGACGAUUCCAAUGAGUUACUGCAGAAGGAGCCUGAAAUUGAACAUGACUGGAGAGAACUGGACAAGGAUGCGCCACGGGGUGAUGAGGUCACCAACCGAUUGGCUGUUUGUAACAUGGACUGGGAUAGAUUAAAAGCAAAAGAUCUGCUCGCCCUGUUUAACUCAUUCAAACCAAAAGGGGGCAUCAUUUUCUCAGUAAAGAUCUACCCUUCAGAAUAUGGGAAAGAGAGACUAAAGGAAGAAGAACUUCAUGGUCCCCAGGAACUAAAGAAAGUUUCUGAAGAUACUUCUGAUGAGCAGGGGAUUUUUAAGGAAAAACUGAGGGAAUACCAGUUUAAACGACUAAAGUACUACUAUGCUGUGGUAGAAUGCGACACUCCAGAGACAGCCAAUAAAAUCUAUGAAGAAUGCGACGGACUGGAAUUUGAAAGUAGCUGUUCCUUUGUAGAUUUAAGGUUUAUUCCCAAUGAUGUGAAGUUUGCUGAUGAGCCCAAAGACUCAGCCAUUGAUGUUGACCUGUCUGCUUACAAACCCAAGCUUUUUACCUCUUCUGCUGUGGCCACAUCCAAGGUAGAAAUAACCUGGGAUGAGACAGACCAUGACAGAAUCACCACUCUGAACAGACCUUUUAAAAAAAACGAGAUCCUGGACAUGGACUUUCAAGCUUACUUAGCGUCAUCAAGUGAAGAGGAGGAGGACAGUGAUCCAGAUAUGGCAAGCUGCUCAGAGAAUGAAGACACAAAGUCCAAGAAGAGCUCAAAGGAUGAUGAGGAGCAGAUAGCCCGUUACAGGGAGCUACUGAAAAGCAUAAACAAUAAAGAGAAAAAGAAUGAAGACAAUGACAUGGAUAUGGAAAUUAAAUGGGUUCCAGGGCUUAAAGAAAGUGCUGAACAAAUGGUUAAAAGCAAGCUGGACGGCAAGGACAACCUGACUCCAUGGGAGAAAUACCUGCAGAAAAAGAAAGAUAAAAGGAAAAUAAAGAAGAAGGAUAAGGAUAAGCAGAAGCAGCAUCCAGAAGAAGAAGAGGAUGCUAAAGAAGAUGAUGAUGAUGAUGAUGAUGAUGAAAUACCUUCAGAUGUGGAUUUAAACGAUCCAUACUUCUCCGAAGAGCUAAGAAAACCAGGUCUAAAGGCAAAAUCUUCUAGUGGCAAAAAGGAUAAUCAGUCCUCGGAAGAUGAAGCUGAAAAGGAGAAAGAGAAGGCCCAGAUUGCGCUGCUCAUGAUGGAUGAUGUUGAGGAUGAUCGCAAGCAUUUCAAUUACGACAAGAUUGUGGAACAGCAAAAUUUGAGCAAAAGAAAGAAGAAACAGUUGAAGAAGAAAGAGGAGCUGGUAGAAGAUGAAUUCCAGAUAAAUGUUGAGGAUUCCCGGUUUCAGGCCAUGUAUACGUCCCACUUAUACAGUAUUGACCCUUCGGAUCCCAGUUUUAAGAAGACCAAAGCCAUGGGCAGGGUGUUGGAGGAGAAAGCCCGCAGGCGAGAGAAGGAGCAGGAAAGCCGGACUGAGGCAGUAAAGAGGCACGCGGCGGAACUGGAGGCUCAUCAGAAGAAGGGGACAGACCCGGCACUGUCCAUGCUGCUCAAAUCUGUUAAGAACAAAACCCAGCAGUUUCAAGCAUCCAAAAAACCGAGAAUAAAAUAGUUUAUUUUAAAAAUGUCUCUACUUUCAGUAUCUACAACGAAGUGUCAGGGUCUGUACUGGGUCUAAACACAAGGAGCAAACAAGCCAUCCAUCUUGUAUAUAAAACUGCUGCACAAAAUAAAUAUUUUUACUAUUCAUCCUUUAUA